CUUUACAUGUGUACUAACAUUUAAAAAGUGCCAUUAUUUCAUGUCUCUUUAUUUAUUCUAUUCUGUUCAUGCAGAAUCAUGGUCAAAGUCACAUGUGAGUCAAUGAACGGCAGAACAAUAUAUGCAGCAAAGGGACUACAAUGCCUGUCUGUCAACGAAUAGCUCUGUCAACUGAACUUUGUCUACAGUGUUUUCAGCUUCAAGGUUCAAAGACCAUGGUUCAAUGACCACAAAUACACCAUGUAAACUUUAGUUAGAGAUUAAUAUUAUGGCUUUCAUACAACAGUAUUAGUGAAAAUAUCAUAUUUCAUGCAUCAAAUGUAAUGUUUUUGAUGGCCAAAAUGUUCUGUAAAUAUUUUCUGCAGUAACUUUCCUGUAAAACUAUUUUCGUAUGAUCUGUCCUCCCUCUAUAGAAUGGUCCCACCUUGAAACUGGUUUUAACCAGUCCCUCCUUGAAUUUUAUACCCCAAAUAUAACUACCACUGUACUCCAACUGCUUUGAUUAUCUGCCAGCUGAAAAAGUAGAAGGAAAGGACAUUAUCUCGGCUACAGCACUGUCACCAGGAUGGCAACAAAGCCAAAAGGCUUGCUGGAUCGCCUGAAGGCAGGAGAGACUGUUAUUUGUGCGGAGGGAUAUCUGUUUGAGUUUGAGCGACGUGGUUACCUGAAGGCCGGACCGUUUGCGCCUGAGGUGGUGGUGGAUCAUCCGGAGUUAGUGAGGGGGCUGCACCGGGAGUUUGUGCAUGCUGGGAGUGAUGUCGUGUUGGCAUUCACGUACUACGGCCACAGGGAGACCCUGAGGGCAGUAGGAAGGGAGGAUGAACUGGAGACCUUUAACCGGACAGCGCUGAAGCUGGCACGGGAGGUGGCAGAUGAGACCGGGACUCUGAUGGCAGGCAACAUCUGUAACACUAACUGUUACAACCCUGAUGAUCCUCAAACUUGGGACAAGUGCAGGCAAAUCUUCAAGGAGCAGACUGAGUGGGCUGUAGCGGAGGGGGCAGACUUCAUGGUCGCAGAGACAUUCCAUAACCUGGCCGAGGCUUUGCUGGCUCUUGACUGUAUCAAGCAGUACGGUAAUGGACUUGCAGCUGUGGUGAGUUUCUCUGUUCCGAGAGAGGGGCUCUGGGAUGGCCACACCGUGGAGGAGGCCAUGCUGGCCCUGGAGGAGGCAGGAGCGGCAGUGGUGGGGCUGAACUGUGGGCGCGGGCCGGCAACUAUGCUGCCACUCAUGGAGGGGGUUGUUGAGAAGGUGAAGGUGCCAUUUGCAGCCCUCCCAGUUGUGUACCGUACUAAUGAACAACAGCCAACCAUGCACUCACUCAUUAACCACAAAGGUUCUAAAGCCUUCAUCGUGGACAUGGAUGAGUUUCUGUGUGGGCGGACCAUGGUGGCAGACUUUGGCCAGCGGUGUAAGGACCUGGGUGUGCAGUACGUGGGUCUGUGCUGUGGGAACGCCCCACACUUCACCCGCACCCUGGCAGAGACCAUGGGUCGCACCCCGCCCGCCAGUAAAUACUCUCCCGACAUGACCAAGCACUUUACCUACGGCACUGACCGUUGGUAUGGAAACAAGAGCCUGUAGGCUUCUGCAAUCUGGCUUUUCAAUAAAAGCAGUUCCAGCACCAUGUAUGCUUUAGCUGUAUCUUACAUUAAUUCCUGUGUAAUUUUAUAGUUCUACCAGUAUCCUGCUGCUCUAAUACCUGGAAGGCCACUUGUUAUAGCAGUGUAAGGCAAACAGGGCCCACCUUAGACUUGCACCGGUUAAACUGUAGUGCAUUGGUUUACCAUGGUGCAUGGGUUAAAAAAACAUUGCCAAUCUAAAGAGCAAAAACAGUAUUGGGUUGGUACUGGCACUUCCACUGGCACUGGAAGGGAGGUGGGGGAUGACCUGUUUGU
Branchiostoma belcheri (Belcher's lancelet) is the source of this 1899-nucleotide messenger RNA. RefSeq names its product betaine--homocysteine S-methyltransferase 1-like. NCBI's taxonomy places the organism in Eukaryota, Metazoa, Chordata, Leptocardii, Amphioxiformes, Branchiostomatidae. The coding region runs from base 566 to 1585 and encodes 339 amino acids. Gene Ontology annotation, molecular function: methyltransferase activity; zinc ion binding. The record is from RefSeq and is a predicted model, not a curated record. The transcript has 8 exons.